Messenger RNA from Pristis pectinata (smalltooth sawfish), 450 nucleotides. RefSeq names its product calcium and integrin binding family member 2 (gene cib2). The record is from RefSeq and is a predicted model, not a curated record. Gene Ontology annotation, molecular function: calcium ion binding. The transcript is spliced from 4 exons. Bases 16 to 450 code for a protein of 144 amino acids. NCBI's taxonomy places the organism in Eukaryota, Metazoa, Chordata, Chondrichthyes, Rhinopristiformes, Pristidae.
CCUCACAUAGUGCCAAUGGACUACACUAACGAGCCAGACGUCACAAUUCCAAUUCAACUCAUAAUAAACAUGCCAGAGCUAAAGGAGAAUCCAUUCAAAGAGCAAAUAGUGAAGACCUUUUCUGAAGAUGGUGAAGGGAACCUGAGCUUCAAUGACUUUGUGGACAUGUUCUCAGUGCUGAGUGAGAUGGCUCCUCGAGAGCUGAAGGCCAUUUACGCCUUUAAAAUCUACGACUUCAACACGGACAAUUACAUCUGCAAAUCAGACCUGGAGAAGACCCUGAAUAAGCUGACCCGUGAGGAACUGGCUGUUGAAGAGGUCACGCUGGUGUGUGAGAAAGUAAUUGAAGAGGCUGACCUGGAUGGUGACGGCAAGCUGAAUUAUGCAGAUUUUGAGAAUAUGAUUGGCAGAGCACCGGACUUUCUCAGCACUUUUCACAUUCGGAUCUGA